AUGCUCUCACCCGGUGAGCUGGGCGACAUCGAAGCGCAUCGGGCAAAGACGGCGGCGAAGGAAGAGGAAGGGGAAGAAGAAGACGGGGUCGCCGACACCACGCGCAGCGCCGCUCCUAUUCCCUCGCACGGCCACAGCAGCCUCGGAGAUACCGACGACGGUUCUGCUAUCCCGAAAAACUCGCCGACGAAAAGGAAGGUCGCGACAGGUUUCAAGGGCGAAGACGCAUCGGGCGACAAGCACAGCAAUAGAGAUCGUGGCGAUGAAACAGACGCCGCUGGUAGCGGGAAGGAAGUCGGAAUGAAGGAGGGGAAGAAGCAGAAGAAGAACAUUCGAAACGCUGGCGGGGAAGACGGCGGGGACGGGGACUUGGUGUGCGUGGAUGCGAAGGAGCACCGUCCCGGAAAGAAAGGGAUGUCGCUCAAUCCCUUCCAAUGGGAGAUAUUGAGAAGCGCGGCUGGGCAAAUUGACGCAAACAUCAGGCGACUGGCCUAUUAG
Molecule: messenger RNA, 498 nt
Organism: Ectocarpus sp. CCAP 1310/34
Lineage: Eukaryota; Phaeophyceae; Ectocarpales; Ectocarpaceae
Source: the annotation of a GenBank genome assembly